CUCAAGAAUGAAAAAUUGGGUCUUGGGAUUCCCUUCUUAAUUUUUAUAGAAACCGAGUCAUUGACCCGACCGAACUCUCCCCUGUUCCUGUUCAUGUGCUUGUUCCUGUUCCUCACAUUCGAGAUUCCUUUCUUCCAACUUUUCCAAUUUCCCAUCUUCUCCGAUCCCUCCCUUCCUCCUUCCUUCUCCUUUCUACUUAUAAACAAGACGACACCAUCUUUAAUUCGACCUAAUCUCGCCGCUUAACGAUGUGUUUCAAUGACUGCUGCAUGGCCCCUUUUGGUUGAGUGACAUAAAUGGUGUCACACAUCAAACUUUUAUUGGGUAUUUUCAAUGAUGAACUUGAGAGCACCCCGCCAUCCAUCCAUAUCUUACAGGCCUAUACAACCCACUGAUCUAGAUGUUCUUGUAAAAAUCCAUGGCGAUCUGUUUCCCAUCAGGUAUGAAAUUGAAUUCUUCCACAAUGUUGUUCAUGGUCACGAUAUAGUUUCUUGGGGAGCAGUUGACCGAAAUCGUCCUAAUGGUGAAAGUGAUGAACUUAUUGGAUUCGUCACUGCAAGAAUCAUUAUGGCAAAAGAAAGUGAGAUAGAAGAUAUGCUGAGAUAUGACAAAUCAAGAUCAGAUCAGGCUCUAGUUUAUAUUCUGACUCUAGGAGUGGUAGAGUCAUAUAGAAAUUUUGGUAUAGCCACUUCACUGAUUCGAGAGGUGAUCAAGUAUGGUUCAAGUAUGCCAAAUUGCAGAGCAGUUUACCUUCAUGUAAUUUCUUACAACAAUUCUGCAAUCCAUUUGUAUCAGAAAAUGUCCUUCCUUUGUGUAAGGAGGCUGAAUUCCUUUUAUUUUAUCAAUGGCCAACAUUAUGAUGCAUACUUGUUCAUUUAUUAUGUGAAUGGUGGCCGAUCUCCAUGUUCACCCUUAGAGCUUGUUACCCUUCUAGUAACGUACAUGAGGAGAGGAUUGAAGUUGGUGUCUUCAAGAGUAUGGAAAAAGGGUGAAAAGAAUGUUGGCCCAAAGAGAGUCAAAUAUAGAGACAAAGCCCUUUGUCCUUUUUACAGUGUUGUUUCAUUUUCAUCAUCUUAA
Molecule: messenger RNA, 1077 nt
Organism: Lactuca virosa
Lineage: Eukaryota; Viridiplantae; Streptophyta; Magnoliopsida; Asterales; Asteraceae
Source: the annotation of a GenBank genome assembly